CCACGCACGCUCCGGCGUACGGCGGCGGCCAGGGGUCGCGAGCCGGUGGAAGACCCGCGCGCGCGGAGCAGCCCGGGGAGUCGGCGCUUCUUUCCCUCCCUCCCCCCAUUCCCCUCCCCGCUCCCUUCCCCCCUCCCCAAGAAUGUUCCGCUACGAGUCUUUAGAGGAUUGUCCUCUAGAUGAAGAUGAAGAUGCAUUUCAAGGCCUGGGAGAAGAAGAUGAAGAAAUUGAUCAAUUUAAUGAUGAUACAUUUGGGUCAGGUGCAGUUGAUGAUGAUUGGCAGGAAGCACAUGAGCGCCUGGCUGAGUUGGAAGAGAAGCUACCUGCGGCAGCUGAUGAGCAAACAGGCAAUAGAGAGAGGGAUGAGAUGGACUUGUUGGGUGACCAUGAGGAGAAUCUAGCAGAAAGGCUCAGUAAGAUGGUGAUUGAAAAUGAGCUAGAAGAUCCAGCUAUCAUGAGGGCAGUGCAGACCAGGCCGGUUUUACAACCUCAACCCAGAAGUCUAAAUUCCAGCAUCUGGGAUGGAUCUGAAGUUCUGAGGCGAAUCCGUGGACCACUACUUGCUCAGGAAAUGCCUACAGUGUCUGUAUUAGAAUAUGCCUUGCCUCAGAGGCCCCCACAGGGCCCAGAAGAUGAUCGGGACCUUUCUGAGCGAGCUUUACCAAGGCGGUCAACAUCACCUGUCAUUGGAAGUCCUCCUGUUAGAGCUGUUCCUAUAGGCACCCCACCUAAGCAGAUGGCCGUUCCCAGCUUCAACCAGCAGAUUCUGUGUCCGAAGCCUGUUCAUGUACGGCCCCCGAUGCCACCACGUUAUCCUGCUCCCUAUGGUGAGAGGAUGUCUCCAAACCAGCUCUGCAGUGUUCCGAACUCCUCCCUUCUGGGCCACCCUUUUCCUCCUAGUGUUCCUCCUGUCCUCAGUCCCCUGCAGAGAGCACAGCUUCUUGGAGGAGCACAGCUACAGCCUGGACGGAUGUCUCCCAGCCAGUUUGCACGGGUCCCUGGAUUUGUUGGUAGCCCCCUGGCUGCCAUGAAUCCUAAAUUGCUACAAGGGCGAGUUGGGCAGAUGCUUCCCCCAGCACCAGGCUUCCGUGCCUUCUUUAGUGUUCCACCCCCUGGUACACCACCUCCCCAGCAGCAUCCUCCUGGCCCAGGACCUCACCUGCAAAACCUAAGACCUCAGGCCCCAAUGUUUAGACCAGACACAACCCACCUUCAUCCACAGCACCGGCGCCUGUUGCAUCAGCGGCAACAGCAGAGUAGAAAUCAGCAUCGGAAUCUCAAUGGUGCCGGAGACAGAGGAGGUCACCGGGCCAGUCAUCAAGAUCAUCUCCGGAAGGAUCCAUAUGCUAAUCUCAUGCUGCAGCGGGAAAAGGAUUGGGUCUCUAAAAUCCAGAUGAUGCAGCUGCAGAGCACUGAUCCCUACCUAGAUGAUUUCUAUUACCAGAAUUACUUUGAAAAACUGGAGAAAUUGUCAGCUGCUGAAGAAAUACAAGGUGAUGGUCCUAAGAAGGAGCGAACCAAGCUCAUCACCCCCCAGGUGGCCAAACUGGAACAUGCAUAUAAGCCUGUGCAGUUUGAGGGCUCUUUGGGUAAGCUUACUGUCUCUAGUGUGAAUAAUCCUCGAAAGAUGAUCGAUGCCGUUGUGACAUCUCGGAGUGAGGAUGAUGAAACAAAAGAAAAACAAGUUCGGGACAAGAGAAGAAAAACCCUUGUCAUAAUUGAGAAAACCUAUAGUUUACUCCUUGAUGUUGAGGAUUAUGAAAGGCGCUAUCUCCUAAGUCUAGAAGAAGAGCGGCCUGCCCUGGUGGAUGAAAGAAAGCACAAAAUCUGUAGCAUGUAUGACAACCUGAGGGGCAAAUUGCCUGGACAAGAGAGGCCAAGCGAUGACCACUUUGUACAGAUCAUGUGUAUCCGAAAAGGGAAGAGAAUGGUUGCCCGCAUUCUCCCUUUCCUCUCCACAGAGCAAGCAGCUGACAUUCUCAUGGCAACUGCCAGGAACCUCCCUUUCCUUAUCAAGAAGGACGCACAAGAUGAGGUGCUGCCAUGCUUACUGAGUCCCUUCUCUCUUCUCCUCUAUCAUCUUCCUUCAGUGACUGUCACCAGCCUUCUGCAACAGCUAAUGAACCUACCUCAAAGUGCAACUGCACCAGCACCCUCCAACCCUCACCUCACUGCUGUGCUCCAGAACAAGUUUGGCUUGUCACUGCUCCUAAUCCUCCUAAGCCGUGGGGAAGACCUACAGAGUUCAGGCCCUGCUAUAGAAUCAACGCAAAAUAACCAGUGGACAGAGGUGAUGUUGAUGGCAACCCGAGAACUUCUACAGAUCCCCCAAGCAGCCCUGGCCAAGCCAAUCUCUAUACCCACAAAUCUAGUGUCCCUUUUUUCUCGCUAUGUUGACCGGCAGAAACUGAACUUGCUGGAGACAAAACUACAGCUGGUCCAGGGGAUACGAUAAGCCCCCGGUGUGUCCUGUACCUCCUUUUUGGCUGCCGCCUGCACUGCUGCCAUCACCAACGGAGUGUUUUUAAUGAGGGGAGGGAGGUAGCUUAUGACCCAAAGGAAAGUCUGUGGGAUCGACCUGUUUGCAGAGGUUAGCUCUGAAUGCCAGGUAUUUCCCCACUGCUCUGAUACUUCUGCUGGGUGAUACUUCUGCUGGUUUCUUUUACCUUCUGUGUUACACUCUGCAUGUCCUACUUUUACUCAAUUCUUCUCAACUUUGCAUUUUCUUUGCCCUAGAGACACAAAUAUAAUAUCCCUUUAUCCCAUCACCACUAUUACAGUUCAAAGUAGGUUGUAGUCUGCCAAAGGUUCCCUCCACCUUUAUUAAUAUGACUAUAGGAGAGCCAAAACUAAGUAGAAGUCAAAAUAUAGGUAAAUGUACACACACCCCUACACACACAUUCAUGUGGUCUCCAGAGGGUCCUUAAAGGAUGAGUUUUAGUUUGAAAAAUAUUUAGUUGACAUAUACCUCUAAAAAUAAACCAGCUGAUAUAUUUUAAGUCUGUUUCUGUUCUAUCUUGUAAUUUGGUGGAUUCUACUUUUUUAAUAUAUAAUACAGGGUACACAGCACAUUACAUUAAAUCAAACUUGUUAAAUGGCUGAUGCCCAGCUCUAGGCUGAGAAGUCUUCUUUCUCCCUACCGGUAUUUCC
Molecule: messenger RNA, 3150 nt
Organism: Peromyscus leucopus (white-footed mouse)
Lineage: Eukaryota; Metazoa; Chordata; Mammalia; Rodentia; Cricetidae
Gene: Patl1
Product: PAT1 homolog 1, processing body mRNA decay factor
Exons: 19
Coding region: 143-2455 (770 amino acids)
Biological process (GO): deadenylation-dependent decapping of nuclear-transcribed mRNA; P-body assembly
Cellular component (GO): P-body
Molecular function (GO): RNA binding
Source: RefSeq, a predicted model, not a curated record